ACAAUUUCAGCUUCCCUGCUUGUGAUCCCUACCCAGAAUCUAUGCUAGGGUUUUACAGAGUAGCUAACCAUUUCUUGUUCUUUUUCUUAUUCGUUUGUCCGCUUGACUCGGAUUGAUCACUCACUAUUGUGCCGAGCCAACUCGUUCCAAUUGGUGGUGGAGAGCGUUUCGUAUUUUUCAGUUUUGGAAUUAGGGCACGAGAAGAUUAUAUGAUUAGGGUUGUCAAUUUCCUUUUAUUUUUUUGGUGGUCUUUUUUAUUAUUUAUUAUUGGAGCAAUGGGAGUAUACUCAAUAUAUAGUGUGAUAAAUUUUGCUUAUGAUUCGGUGACUGGAGACGAUCAAAUUGAUGGGUUUUAUUUUUCAACAUAGAUCUUUAGGCCCCAUUUUAAUGGUAAAUCCAGAGAACAUAAUUUUGAUGAUAAUUGCAUGGGAAAAAGAGAAAAUAUUUUCUUAACUUUUCUUUUGAAAAUUUUGACUUCAUCACAAAAAUAUUGAUUUUUUGACUGUUUAAUCACUAGGUUGGUUUUCAAUUGAGUUAGGAUUUGGGAGUAGAGAAAAUAAAAGUGAAAUGCCUCUUUUUUUUUUCUUCUUUUUUUCCUCUUUUCCUCAUGAAUUCAGGGUUUUUGGGUUAACGUUCUUUGGUAUAGACACAAACUUGUUGAUUUUGUAUCUGUUGUUUUUUCUCUCUUAUUUGGUUGGAAGAGGAUGUAUCUGAUCUUUGCUUUACUGUACACAAAUAUAUCGUUAUCAUAAUUGAUUCUUUGACAGUUCAAUCACUAGGUUGGUUUUCUAAUGAGUUAGGAUUUGGGAGGAAGAAAGACAAGUUCUUAACUCCUCUACAAUUUUCAACUUUUUGAGGAUUGUGUAUGAAAUUAUUUAUUAUAUUAGGCUCUUACUCGUUUAUGGAAUAGGCUUCAACUUUUAGAUUAGUAUACAACUUAUUUUCUUUUUUCUUAUCCUAUUUUUAUAUUAUACUGAAGUAAUUCAUGAAUUUUGCAAUCUAUAUGAAGCUUAAGUUUUCUAGAUUUCCUUCAGGCUAUAGUUUUGUAUCUCAGCGUAUGUGUGUGUGUGUGUGUGAUUAAUUCCUUGCAAGACAUGGGGAAUCUAAUCUCUUACUAGUAUAUUUUUAUAUAUAACAGACAAGAAAGAAGGAGAUAAUAAUACUGAGGGAUUGGCAUAUAUUAAUAUAUGAAUGGUGGGUAUGUUUGAGGGAGGGAGGGAGGGUCCUUCAGGCUGUACUUUUCGUAUCUCAGCUUAUGUGUGCGUGAGUCUGAGAUUAAUUCCUUGCAAGACAUGGGGAAUCUAAUCUCUUACUGGUAUAUUUAUAUAUAUAACAACAAGAAAGGAGGAGAUAAUAAUACUGAUGGAUUGGCAUAUAUAAAUAUACGAAUGGUGGGUAUGUUUGAGGGAGGGAGGGAUUUGAUGAAUAUGAGUGGCAGACACCAUGGAGAAGCUUGCUAUUUAUGCAUUGAAUUAUUUUGUUAGUGUACAAAGACAAAUAAUAAAAAUGAUUGAUUAUGCAGACCACUUACCUUUUCUGUCCUUCACUUUACAUUCUUGAAAAAAGAAGAAGGAAAAACUAUAAAUAAAUCAUGAAAUUGUUCGCAGUUAGGCCUUUCUAUUUAAAGUAUAUAUAUAUAUACUGUAAAUUGAUGGGAUAGCUAAAAUGAAAAGACAUGCCUUCCUCAUGAAACUUCCUCCAUAUUCUUAGCAAUUAGUAUCAAUGUUUAAAAUAUCGCUUUUACGCCUCAAGGCAUUUUGUUUUUGUGAGGUGAGGCGUAUGCCUCAAGGCGCAUUGAGGCGUACGCCGAAGGAAGUCCGACUGUGUGAAAGAACCCCACUGGAAUUGGACGUAAAAAUGUUUCCGUUCUCGAUAAUUCCAGUAACAACCCUCAUCGUUAUUGGAGUUUCAGAACAGAGCACAAGGUUUUCAUGGUCACUUUGCCCAACGUCGGUGAGGCAGUCCGACUGUGUGAAAGAACUAGGUUAUCUGGAUUCGAGAUUAGGUUGUCCUUAGAAGGUGCUAGGUGGUUGGUGGAUGAGAUUAGGCGUUUAUCGGACUUGAAGGAUGCCAUUAGAAGAGGAUUCAGAAGCGUUUUCAGGGACAACAACCAGAGGGUGACAAUUGAAUGUUUCAGAAAUAUUAGAGGAGUUUUUCUCAAAGUUUCAACCUUCACUCAUAGUGCUGUCAGAUGCGUCAUUAUCCCGGAUGAAGGUUGGGAUUCUUGCUGGAGAGAACUGAACAAUUGUCUUAUGGGUUCGGUUGGGAGACAAGCAGGAUUCAUUCAGAAGGAGCUUCAUCAAACAGUGAGCUUAUCUAAGAAGUCGUGGGCCUCCGUGGUAGCAGGGAAGGAAGAGAAGGAGAUUGAUGAUAAGCUUAGUAAUCGAGCCAGUCAUUUCUUUUUGGGCAAAAAGGGUCAUGCAGUACUGGUGUUUCGCAGCAAAAGCCAACAUCAGUGGGGGAAAAUUUUUGACGGUUUUCAGGAAGUUUUAGGAGUCAAGGUGGAUUCAACUUUUGUGUCUGAUGAUAGAAUGAUUAUUUGGUGCCCUCUUGAAGGGUUACAACAGGAACUGUUACGUAGAAGGGAGAUCACUAUUGCAGACAUGCAAGUUUUUUUUCAGCCUUGGAAUUGGAAUAAUCAGGUGGCAAACAUGAAAGUCAGUUGUUUCCAAAAUUGGAUUGGGAUCGAAGGUAUCCCUCUCAAUAUCUGGAAUACCCAUGUGUUCAAGGUGAUUGGGACUCUUUGUGGUGGUUUAAUGGCAGUGGACAAAGGCUCUUUAGAGAUGAGAGAUAUCUCUUUUGCGCGGCUGAGAAUGUUUGGAGAUUCCAAUGGCUUCAUUCCGGGUUCUAUCUCCCUGCCGUAUGAAGGUAGCAACAUAGUUCUAAAGUUGUUCAAUCUGGAUGUUCAGCCUUUACAGACCAAAGUUGGUGACUGAAGUUUGGGGGUUAACAAUGUGGUUGUCGAAAGAGGAGUACGGCUUGAGGAAAAUCAAGGAAAAUCAAAGGAGAAUCAAAGAUCCAGGAGGAAAGUCUGGGUUAGAAAAACAACCCAGGAUCCAUUGGCUGUUUCUGACUUUCAGUCGGCGCCGACAGAGGUUCAGAAGGAGGGAGGACUUGUUGCGGUGGCGCCGGGGUCACGAGAUGCAGAGGUUGAGGUGGUGCCGGAGAUCAGCAAGAGCGUUUCCAAGUCGACAGGGGCAUUUAAUUCGGAUCCGGAUUUUCAGGAGUUCCAGGAGUCAUAUCGCGAGAAACCAGGGGGGGUUUUGCUGAAUUCUUGCUAUUCCUUAAAGUCAAUUUUCAAAAGACUAUAUUCAGACCUAUCCAUCUCAGAAAAUAAAGGAGAGGGCACGUGUCUAAGCUAUAUUUUUUCUGUUCCCACAUGUCCAAAAAGAGUAUUUAAAAUUGCCUUUUCGGUGGGUCAUUUGGGCUGGGCCUUGUCUUUGGAAAACAGAGCCUUCUCUUUUAAAAUAAUUUUAUCACAUGUUAGGACUCUCUUCAAUCCAAAUGUCUUGGGUGUGGGCUGCCAGCCAUGGAGGGAUUUUAAGACUAUUAGGAACAGGCCCAUUCGAAAAUUAAGAAGCCCCAAACCAUGUAAGGCCUUUGGCAAGGGAAAAGUUACUCUUUGGACUGAUCUGCCAGUAAAGGCACGGCGCAGUGGGGCUGUUUCUCUUCAACUUUCAGAAAAGGAAGAUACUACCUCUGAGUUUUCUACUAAAAACUUCAAAGUGUAUCAUCGUAAGCCAAAAGGUGCUUUUCCAGUGAGUAAUUCUCUUGUAGAAGAACAGUUAGAGACAACGAUGGGGACAGAACAAGAGUUGGCGGAGGAUGGUUUCUUUAUUCCGGUGGAAGAUGGUCCUUCGGAUAUGUGUAGUUCAGAGGAGGAGGAUUUAGACUUGGAUUCUGAGGUUGACAAGGAGGAUAUGGAAGAUAUCGUAGUCCAAGCUAGAAGGUUGUGUUGCGAAGAAGAGGAAGGGACUAGUUCUGAGUUAUUACUGGCUCCUAAUGGUGAGGAAGAGGGCGUGGGUUUAGAGGCAGGUACAGUGGAAAAGGAGGACAGGCCUCAAGAUUUUUCAAGGCUUGUUCCGGUAAUGGAGUCUUUUGGAAUCUCUUUACUACCUAGUUAUCUUGGGGAGGAAGAGACAGGAAGCCCUUCAUCUUUGCCUAAGAAGAGUGCACGUGAACUCAAGAAACUAGAGUUUAAUGUGAAUUAUGAGAAUAGGAGAAUGUUUGGGUGUCGUAAGUUAUCAUGAAGAUUUUAUCUUGGAAUGUUAGGGGAAGUGGUAAUAAAGAGAAGCGAAGGGCAAUAAAAGAAUCUAUUUGCAAGGUCAAUCCUGACCUUAUUGUGCUUCAAGAGGUUAAAAAGGUUAAAAUAGACAGGAGGUUCAUAGGGAGUAUUUGGAGGUCUAGAUUUAAAGCUUGGAUUUAUCAGGAGCCUUUGGGUAGGUCAGGUGGGACAUUAAUUGUUUGGGAUACUCGUAGUGUUUCUGUUUCGGACUCUUUGGUUGGGGAGUUCACCGUUUCCAUUCGUAUUGUAGCUGAAGGUAAGUACCCUUGGUGGUUUACCGGUGUUUAUGGGCCCGUGAUUUAUGGUAGAAGGGAGAGUUUUUGGGAUGAGUUGGCUGGUUUACAGGUCAUUUGUGGCAGUCAUUGGUGCUUAGGGGGAGAUUUUAAUGUGGUUAGGAGAGUAGAUGAAAAACUGAAUAGCAAGUCCAUCACUAGAAGUAUGAAGAAUUUUGAUGCGUUGAUUAGAGAGAUGAACCUGGUGGAUCCUAAGCUCCAAAAUGGCCGUUACACUUGGUCUAACUUCAGACAGAGGCCUAUUUGCAGCAGGCUCGAUAGAUUUUUAUUUUCGCCCUCGUGGACUGAGUUCUAUCCUUUCAUUCGUCAGGAAGUUUUGGUUCGCCUUGUCUCAGAUCAUUGUCUGGUAGUGUUGGAUUCAAACCCUCCUUCCUGGGGUCCCAGCCCUUUCAGAUUUGAUAAUUCCUGGCUAGAGCAUAAGGACUUCAAGGUGUUUUGUCAGAAGUGGUGGAAUUCGUCUAAGAUGAUGGGGUGGCCGGGUUAUGGGUUCAUGGAAAAGCUUUCAUUGGUUAAAGACAAAGUAAAGGGGUGGAGUAAGGAGGUUUUUAGUUCAAGAUGUUUGCUUAAACAUUCAUUGGAAAGAAGGAUGUUCGAGUUGGAUAGGUUGGAGGAAGGUGGACAGUGGAAUGAUCAACUUCUUUCGGAGAGAAGGAAGAUUAAGGAAGAAUGGCACCAAGUUGUAUUUUAAGAGGAGAGAGGAGUUUGGUUUAAGUC
Messenger RNA from Humulus lupulus (European hop), 5292 nucleotides. RefSeq lists its product as uncharacterized. Gene Ontology annotation, molecular function: catalytic activity. Lineage: Eukaryota; Viridiplantae; Streptophyta; Magnoliopsida; Rosales; Cannabaceae. The record is from RefSeq and is a predicted model, not a curated record. The transcript has 2 exons. The coding region runs from base 4247 to 5266 and encodes 339 amino acids.